Messenger RNA from Macrosiphum euphorbiae (potato aphid), 1437 nucleotides. The record is from the annotation of a GenBank genome assembly. NCBI's taxonomy places the organism in Eukaryota, Metazoa, Arthropoda, Insecta, Hemiptera, Aphididae.
AUGAAGCGAAUAAGUCAGCCAUCGGUUUUAAACUUUUUUGAAAAGAAAAAAAAAUCUGAAAGUGGAACCACCCAAAUUAAUCAACCCUUAUCUAUGAGUUAUCCAACUGAUCCUGAAGCUUCAAGUUCUUCUGAAAAAGUUUCUUCCGUUGAAGAAGAACAUGAGCUAUUAUUUGAAAAUGAUGUAGGAAUCUAUUUAGGAAAUCCACCGACAGAUAACGAAAAAAAGUUUAAAGUUUUUCAAAAUCCGUGGAUGCCACCUUUAUCAUAUAAAUUUCCUGUGAGUGAUAAACGACGUCUUUCUUUCCAACGCCACUGGAUGGAACAAUAUUCUUGGCUCGUAUUUUCAGAUGUUGCCAAAGGUGCUCUUUGUAAAGUGUGCGUUUUAUUUGGUCGUAAUCAUGGUGGUCGUGGUGGACAAGAACUACGGUCUUUAGUGGCCAUCCCAUUUAUAAAUUGGAAAAAAGCUAAACAAAUAUUUAACAGUCAUAGUAAGGCAGACUAUCAUAUGUUUUCAGUUGAAAAAGCUCAAGGGUUUAUGACAGUUAUGACAGGGAAAACUACUGAUAUUAUAACAUCUAUAAACUCAGAAAAUAAAAAACAAGCCGAAGAAAAUAGGAAAAAAUUGAUCUCCAUUGUUGAAACCGUAAUCUUAUGUGGUCGUCAACAAAUAGCUUUAAGGGGUAAAAAUGAAACUGGCAAAAUAAAUUUAACAGAACCCCCCUAUAAUGAUGGCAACUUUCGGGCAAUUUUGCGAUUUCGUGCAAGAUCGGGUGAUAUUUUCCUAAAGGAACAUAUUUUAUCCCAAACAUCCGACAGUCGAUCAAUGUUCACGUCACCAACAAUACAAAACGAAAUUAUUGAUCUAUGUGGCAAUUUUAUUCAAGAAAAAGUUGUCAAUAGAAUAAAAAAUGCUGGGUUUUUUACUAUUCUUGCUGAUGAAACGCAAGAUAUAUCAAGGUACGAACAAUUAGCUUUAUGCAUUCGGUACGUAGACGAUUCUUCUGCAGAUAGUGUAUUCAUCAGAGAAGAUUUCUUAGAGUUUGUGCAUGUAAAAGAUGUGACAGCUUCAGCAUUGGCCACCACCAUCAUGCAAUGUAUAAUUACUCUUGGAUUAGAUAUGGAGAUGUUAGUAGGCCAAGGAUAUGAUGGCGCUGCUGUGAUGAGUGGUCAAUUUCGAGGAGUGCGCACAAUAAUCUCAGAGAAAUACCCAAAAGCUCAGUUCAUCCAUUGCUCAGCCCAUACUUUAAAUUUGGUUUUGGCACACUCUUGUGAAAUCCCAAUGAUCCGAAACUGUAUUGGUACUAUUAAGACGGUAAUUAAUUUUUUUAGACAAUCCGCGUUGCGUGAUUGUAUUCUUAAAGAUGGUAUCCGGAUAUUUCACCGCAAUUAUUUCACCCCACGACUAUUCACCGCCAACAUUUCACCGCAUUUAUAA